AUGAAAACCAAUAAUAGACAAAUGAAGAACCUCUACUACACAGCUGUUUAUGCUACUCCUGUCAAUGCGUUAUUGGUGCUUGAUACAGAGGGCAGACUUUAUUACGCGUCAUUAGGUCAGAAUAUUACUGAUUUACAAAACCUUCUUGUCAAGGAUUUCCGCAGUCAAAGUCACGUCCAGUUGAAACCAUUAAGCACACUAACUGACAAGAUCAAAGCUGAAAAUACUAUUGCAAAGUUCAAGCAGUUGAUCGAGGAUCCUAAGGAACCACAAGACAUUCCCAUUGAGAUUCUUUUCGGGACGCGUCUACAACGCAGAGUAUGGCAAGAAUUGAUCGACAUACCAGUAGGGCAAGUAAAGACAUACGGUCAAAUAGCUGAACGUUUAGAUUUGCUGGAGAAAUUUGCACGCGCGGUCGGUGCUGGCUGCGGUGCCAAUCGGAUUGCAAUUGUCAUACCUUGCCACCGAGUAGUAGGUGCAGAUAGGAAAUUGACAGGCUAUAGGUAUGGAACAGAGACAAAGGCGUAUCUAUUAAAGCAUGAAUUGGGGAAUAAGUUUUCCGAGAUGGUAUUACAAGGAGUGGGAAAGAAUUGA
Molecule: messenger RNA, 594 nt
Organism: Lodderomyces margitis
Lineage: Eukaryota; Fungi; Ascomycota; Pichiomycetes; Serinales; Debaryomycetaceae
Product: methylated-DNA--protein-cysteine methyltransferase
Exons: 1
Coding region: 1-594 (197 amino acids)
Biological process (GO): DNA repair
Molecular function (GO): methylated-DNA-[protein]-cysteine S-methyltransferase activity
Source: RefSeq, a predicted model, not a curated record